AGCGGGAGCGGCGCCGGGGCGGGGGGGCUGCGGACGGGGCGGAGGCGGCUCUGGGACCCACCGGCGCUGCCGGGAAGGAUGGUUUUGUGAGGAACGGGCGGCGUGAGGAGGAGGAGGAAAGAAGAAGAAGAAGGAGCAGCAGCAGCCGGGCGGGCGAAGAGCGCGACCAAAAAGAGAGGAGAGAGAAGAGAAAGGAGAGGUGAUCGGGGCCAGAGCGGGAGACCAUGUCCGGGCGGCCCAGGACCACCUCCUUCGCGGAGAGCUGCAAACCGGUGCAGCAACCCUCGGCCUUCGGCAGCAUGAAAGUUAGCCGAGACAAGGAUGGCAGCAAAGUGACUACAGUAGUGGCAACUCCUGGACAAGGUCCGGACCGACCACAAGAAGUCAGCUACACAGACACCAAGGUGAUUGGAAAUGGAUCUUUUGGUGUUGUGUACCAAGCCAAACUCUGUGAUUCAGGAGAGCUUGUCGCCAUUAAGAAAGUCCUGCAGGAUAAAAGAUUUAAGAACCGAGAGCUCCAGAUUAUGAGAAAGUUGGAUCAUUGUAACAUUGUCCGAUUGCGUUAUUUCUUCUACUCGAGUGGAGAGAAGAAAGAUGAGGUGUACCUCAACUUGGUGCUGGACUAUGUUCCUGAAACAGUAUACAGAGUUGCCAGACAUUAUAGUCGGGCCAAACAGACACUCCCUAUGAUUUAUGUCAAGUUGUACAUGUAUCAGCUGUUCCGGAGUUUAGCCUAUAUCCAUUCCUUUGGGAUCUGCCACCGGGAUAUAAAACCACAAAACCUCUUGCUGGACCCUGAUACAGCUGUUCUAAAACUCUGCGACUUUGGAAGUGCAAAACAGCUGGUUCGUGGAGAACCUAAUGUCUCAUACAUCUGCUCUCGGUACUACAGGGCACCAGAGUUGAUCUUUGGAGCCACCGAUUAUACCUCCAGUAUAGAUGUGUGGUCAGCAGGCUGUGUAUUGGCUGAACUGUUACUAGGACAACCAAUCUUUCCAGGUGACAGUGGUGUGGAUCAGUUGGUGGAAAUAAUCAAGGUUCUGGGGACGCCUACAAGGGAGCAAAUUAGAGAAAUGAAUCCAAACUAUACUGAAUUCAAAUUCCCUCAGAUUAAGGCACAUCCAUGGACUAAGGACUCGUCAGGAACAGGACAUUUCACCUCAGGAGUACGGGUCUUCCGGCCCCGCACUCCACCAGAAGCAAUCGCGCUAUGUAGCCGUCUGUUGGAGUACACCCCCACUGCCCGCCUGACUCCCCUGGAGGCCUGUGCGCACUCUUUCUUCGAUGAACUACGGGACCCAAAUGUCAAGUUACCAAAUGGGCGAGAUAAACCUGCACUCUUCAAUUUCACCACUCAAGAACUGUCAAGUAACCCAUCUCUGGCUUCGAUCCUCAUCCCUGCUCAUGCCCGGAACCAAGCAGCUGCUUCAACCCCUACAAACGCUACAGCGGCCUCAGAUGUUAACGCAGGAGAACGAGUUCAGACCAAUAGUGUAGCUACAGCAUCAGCCUCCAACUCCACCUGAACCGGUACCAAGCAGCCAGCUGCACAGGAAAAAUCACCAGUAAAUUGAGUCUUGCUCAGCAACACUGGUCACAUUUGGAAAGAAAAUUAAAAAGAGGAAAAAAAAAAACAAAAAAAAAAACCAACCAACAAACCAACCAACCUGUUCAUUUUAGUGUUCAAUUUUUUAUUAUUAUUGUUGUUCUUAUUUAACCUUGUAAAAUAUCUAUAAAUACAAACCAGUUUCAUUGUAUUCUCACUGCAGGGUGUCCGGGGCAGGGGACUAGGUGGGGGGAGGAGGGAAAGCGGAGCAAUACAACACACCAAUGUCUCUCCCCUCGACAAUCUCUUCAUGUUGGAAGUUUGCUGUUGUGUACUUCAGAACCAGGACUCUUGCCUCAUGCCCUCUCCCACAAGAGAAAAGAAGGAAAAAAAAAACAAAACAAAACAAAAACAAAACAAAAUAACCCCCCAAACCUCAUUCUCU
Molecule: messenger RNA, 1991 nt
Organism: Calidris pugnax (ruff)
Lineage: Eukaryota; Metazoa; Chordata; Aves; Charadriiformes; Scolopacidae
Gene: GSK3B
Product: glycogen synthase kinase 3 beta
Exons: 12
Coding region: 225-1526 (433 amino acids)
Biological process (GO): extrinsic apoptotic signaling pathway in absence of ligand; regulation of microtubule cytoskeleton organization; negative regulation of canonical Wnt signaling pathway
Cellular component (GO): beta-catenin destruction complex; cytoplasm; cytosol
Molecular function (GO): beta-catenin binding; protein serine/threonine kinase activity; tau-protein kinase activity
Source: RefSeq, a predicted model, not a curated record